Messenger RNA from Phlebotomus argentipes, 1748 nucleotides. It is a transcript of the gene RhoGAP5A, whose product is annotated as beta-chimaerin. Gene Ontology annotation, molecular function: GTPase activator activity. The record is from RefSeq and is a predicted model, not a curated record. Lineage: Eukaryota; Metazoa; Arthropoda; Insecta; Diptera; Psychodidae. The transcript is spliced from 5 exons. The coding region runs from base 59 to 1411 and encodes 450 amino acids. Gene Ontology annotation, biological process: signal transduction; regulation of GTPase activity.
UAUUGCCAGAUAAAGUGCUUUUAGUGACUCUAUGCUGUGCUGAGGCGACUUCCUGACCAUGGCCAAGUGUGCGCUGGAGCCCAGUUCGCCGGUGACGAAAGUCUGGAAGCCGGAGCUGUACAGAAUCCAACUGGAGGCGCCCACGCCCAAGGCCGUGAUGCGGAAGCACGACCUGGACAGCGCCCCAGAGCAGUACGGCUGGGAGUACCACGGCGAGAUGGAUCACAGGCGCUCGGAGGAGAUUCUCAGCGAUACGCAGGACGGAACGUUUCUCGUGCGCCAAAGUCCGGGCGCCGCGGACUUCUUCACGCUGUCCGUGCGCUUCAACCGGCGCACGAAGCACUAUAGGAUCUUCCACCGGCCAGGCUAUGGGCACUACCUGAAGGAGGACUUCAAGCGCUUCGACAGCAUCCACGAUCUCGUGGCCGACGGCCUGGUGAACUUCUACAUGCAGAUCCACGCGGCGCCCGUGUUCCAGGAGAUGCUGGCGCAGACGCAGCACAGCUACCACCAAAGCCCCUACAUGACGCUCAACCGGCGCAAGCUGCGCGCGCUGUCCAAAGAUCUGCGCAAGACCGUCCUCGCCGCCGGCCUGCCGCCGCCCGCCGCCGCCGCAGCGCCCGACGAGGCCGACGUGCUGCCCAUCGUGUACGAGAAGCACCACGCUUUCAAGCUGCACAGCUUCAAGGGGCUCAACUGGUGCGAGUUCUGCGCCAACUUCCUCUGGGGCUUCACGGCGCAAGGCGUCAAGUGCGAAGAUUGCGGCUUCAUCGCGCACAGCAAGUGUUCAGAACUCGUUCCGCCGAAGUGCGUUCCAGAUCUUAAGCGGCUGCGCGGCGUCUUCGGCACGGAUUUGACGACGCUCGUGGCGGCGCAUCACUGCAGCGUGCCGUUCGUCAUCCGGCGCUGUGUGGACGAAGUGGAGGCGCGCGGGCUGCUGCAGGAGGGAAUCUACCGCGUGUCGGGCUUCGCGGACGAAGUGGAGGCGCUCAAGCUGGCGCUGGACAAGGACGGCGACUCCACGGACAUGUCCGAGGCGGCGUACAGCAACGUCAACGUGAUCGCCGGCACGCUGAAGCUCUUCCUGCGUCUGCUGCCGGUGCCGCUCAUCACCUUCCAGGCCUAUCCGGCCUUCAUGGCCGCCGCCAAGCUGCGAAAUGCGCGCGAUCAGAUUCAGGGCCUGCGAGACGCCGCCAAGCAGCUUCCGCCGGCGCACUUCAACUGCCUCAAAGUUAUGAUGGAACACCUGAACAGAGUCGCGUCGCAUCAGAGCGUCAACAAGAUGACGGAAUACAAUUUGGCGACGGUUUUCGCGCCGACGCUCAUCGCGACGCCGCAUCACUUGACGGACUUGUCGCAGGAAAUCUUCAUGCUGUCGCUGCUGAUCGGCGAUUGUCACAAGAUCUUCUGAAGUUCUCUCAGUAUUUUUGGCGAUCUUCAAAGGCGCGUGCAAAAAUUUGACGCAAUCACAAAAAUCUCGAUUGAAUGUGAUAGGAAAAAAUUAAUAAAUUAAUUUAUAUAAUUGUUGUGUGAAUUGGACAAAUGCAGGAAAGAAGAAAAAACAGUCUUACAAGAUCGCCGAAGAUUCAAUAUUUUUCUACCUUAGCAAAGAAAGUUAGCAAAAAAAGCACUCUAAUUUUUUCUAUAUACACAAAAAAACACCCCCAAAAAAGCCACAAAGUGCACAGAAAAUGUUUAUACGAAUGUGAAGAUGAAAUGCAAUAAAUUGUCACACGUGCGAAAGCGUC